Messenger RNA from Acomys russatus (golden spiny mouse), 822 nucleotides. Its product is annotated as 60S ribosomal protein L11-like. Gene Ontology annotation, cellular component: ribosome; cytosolic large ribosomal subunit. The transcript has 3 exons. Bases 1 to 822 code for a protein of 273 amino acids. Lineage: Eukaryota; Metazoa; Chordata; Mammalia; Rodentia; Muridae. Gene Ontology annotation, molecular function: structural constituent of ribosome; RNA binding. Gene Ontology annotation, biological process: translation. The record is from RefSeq and is a predicted model, not a curated record.
AUGGCAGCAAUCACAGGAGCAGAAGCAAGAGCAGCUGAAACAACAUCCCACUCACAGUGGAUGCAAACAAAAAUAGUGAGCAAAGAAGGCGGCUCCAGGGCACAAGAGCUGCCUUUGGGUCCUCCAAGGGCUCAAGAUCAAGGUGCAAAGAAGAACCCCAUGUGGGAACUUAGCAUCCACAAGCUCUGCCUCAGUAUCUGUGUCGGGGAGAGCAGAGACACUCUGAAGGGGCAGCCAAAUUGUCAGAGCAGCUCACAGACCACAUCUGUAUUUUCCAAAGCUAGGUACACUGUCAGGUCUUUUGCCAUCAGGAGAAAUGAAAAGGUUGCUUUUCACUACACAGUCAGUAGAACCAAGGCAGAAGUAAUUCUGGAGAAAGACCUAAAGGUACAGGGGUAUGAGAUAUGGGAAAACAACUUUUCAGAUACUGUAAACUUCACCUUUGGGAUUCAAGAUCACAUUGGUCUGCACAUCAAAUAUAACCAGAGCAUUGUCAUCUACGUGCUGUUGGGUAGGCCAGGCUUCAGCCUCACAGAGGAGAACCUUAGAACAGGCUGCACUGAGGCCAAGCACAGAAUCAGUGGGGAGGAGGCCAGGCGCUGGUUCCAGUGGAAGUACAAUGGGGUCAUCCUUCCUGGCAAACAAAUUUUAUCCAAAAGGCCAAACAAAGAAUUCUCAGAAAUGCAAAGAGAGACGGUGGCCCUCAGGGUUCUGCCGUCUGGCUGCUGGCGGCAGCUUCAACGGUUCCUGAAGGUGGAAUCACAGAAACUCCAGACCCCACUAACCCCUCAGGGCAGUGUCCCAUUUGCCUUUGGAACCUGA